Messenger RNA from Heterostelium album PN500, 1029 nucleotides. It is a transcript of the gene ndufv2, whose product is annotated as complex I 24 kDa subunit family protein. The coding region runs from base 1 to 1029 and encodes 342 amino acids. Gene Ontology annotation, molecular function: NADH dehydrogenase activity. Lineage: Eukaryota; Evosea; Eumycetozoa; Acytosteliales; Acytosteliaceae. The record is from RefSeq and is a predicted model, not a curated record. Gene Ontology annotation, biological process: mitochondrial electron transport, NADH to ubiquinone. The transcript has 4 exons.
AUGUUCAGACAAUUAUUCAGACAAUCAAACCGUUCGACUGUUGCUAGCUUCUUAAAGCAACGUCAAUACCAUACAUCAAGACCAUUGUUCUCAGAUGCUCUUAGCAGACAUAUUGAAACAGAAGAGAACAAUGAUCAUACACCAUUCGAUUUCAAUGAAGAGAAUAUGGUUAAAGUAGAAAAGAUUCUUUCUAAAUACCCACCAGCAUAUAGACAAUCAGCAAUGAUCCCAUUGUUGGAUUUAGCUCAGAGACAGAAUGGUGGUUGGAUCUCAUUGCGUGCAAUGGAUAAAGUAGCAGAGAUCAUCGGUGUACCACCAAUGGAGGCAUACGAAGUCGCUUCUUUCUACACAAUGUUUAACCGUACAAAGAUUGGAAAGAACUUUGUACAAGUCUGUACAACUACACCAUGCAUGUUGCGUGGUUCAACCGCUAUCCUCGAUGCCUGUAAACAUCACUUAAAGAUUGGUGUCGGUGAAACAACAAAGGAUGAUGUUUUCACAUUGGCAGAGGUCGAAUGUCUCGGUGCCUGUGUAAAUGCACCAAUGAUCUGUAUUAACGAUGACUUUUAUGAGGAUUUGACACCAGACUCAAUGAAGAAUCUAUUAAACCAAAUUCAAAAUGGAAAAGAAACCAAGAUCGGUCCACAAACUCACAGAAAGGCUGCCGAAGGACCACAAGGAAAGACAACUCUAUUAGAACAACCAAGUGGUCCAUUCUGUAGAGAUGAUUUAAUGUCAUUCAAUUGCCCAGAUUGUAAUACUAGUGUUCCAGGUUCGAAUUGUGCUUUUUCUUUAUCUAGAAGUAAAGGAUGGAAAAAUAAAUCUGGUUGCGAGUCCUAUUGUAAAUGUGGUUAUCCAAUUAAAGCGAAACAACUAAGAACCAAUGUAUUUUCAAGUUUUUUAAAUAAUGAUAGAGCUGCUAAUAGUGAUGCCUACAUAUAUUGUGAAACUAGUGGUGGCCAGAGUCAUGUCUACUAUGGUACUUUUAACUCUUGUUCUAUUGGAAAUGGUUUACCAGCAGUGGAAUGA